Messenger RNA from Porites lobata, 561 nucleotides. The record is from the annotation of a GenBank genome assembly. NCBI's taxonomy places the organism in Eukaryota, Metazoa, Cnidaria, Anthozoa, Scleractinia, Poritidae.
AUGGUCACCUCUGGUGUUCCCCAAGGUAGUGUACUUGGGCCAGUCCUUUUCCUUGCCUAUAUUAACGAUAUCACAACCGGUGUAAGGUCAAGCAUGCGCCUGUUUACAGAUGACAGCAAGGUUUACAGGAUUAUUUACGUCAAAACGACGAGAAACAACUUCAAUGUGACCUCAACACACUACAGAAAUGGAGUGAAAAAUGGCAACUUCGUUUUCACCCUGACAAAUGUGAGGUUGUACGUGUUACCCAUGCGAGAGAUCAUACUAGCUAUCCUUACAAACUCUCUGGUUGUGCGCUUCAUGCUGUCACCGAAACGGUUGAUUUGGGGGUCUCAUUGUCUUCUAAUCUAUCCUGGAACAUCCAAACGCAGAAAGUUGUAAAUAAAGCCAACAAGAUUGUUGGUUUCCUUAAAAGAAAUGUUGGUGCAGGGAACAAGGAAGUCUUUUCUCAUCUGUACAAGGCCUUGGUUAUACCCAUUCUGGAAUAUGCUGUCCCUCUCUUGUCACCCCAUUUACAGAAGAACAUUGACGCUCUUGAAUGAGUCCAACGUAAGGCCUUGA